AAAGCGGCUAGCUAUAGGGGAAGGGAAUGAUGAACAUGUACAGUUGACUGGGAAGACUUAGAAACCUCUAUAAAUGAAGGCGCCAUUAAUCAUCCCAAAUAUUAUAAGUGAGCGACCGAUCCAUCGAAAUAUGGUUUGUUCUAAGAACACCAUCGCUGGCUGGAAACUGGUGGUGGCAGUGGCGGUGAUGAUCGUGUUCGUACUUCUCUCGUCAACCCCAGCAAUGGCUUCCAGAGUCCUACUGGAAGUUGGAGUCGUCAAACCAGAUGGCUGGGAUUGGCCACACGGAGGAGGUUACCAUCCACCAGGCCAGAAGGAUUGAAGAGCCCAAAGAAAAGAUGCUUUCAUCGAUGCACUCUUAGCUUGCUGCAUACCGCUAAGGCCAGCCAUGGUGAUCAUAUAUUACAUAUGUCGAUGUUGUUUUCUCGUAGUAACUUUUGGUGUAAUAAUUUCCGCAUACUAUGCGUUUUGCUAUUGUGGUAACUGUGUUUAUUUUAAUUCGAUGUUACUUGAACUUUGUAUGUACUUUUGUUGUUUAUUGUGUUGUUGUCCAACUUCUAUACAUGUACGGUGUACCAGUGCUCUUGUUCUACUACGUCCGUCGUGUGAUGAAUAACAUGUUACGGGAGUUUAUGAGAUUGGAGAGGUGGGAUUGGUGGGAGAACAGGAGGAACGAACGGAGAAGGAGAGCGAGGGAGCUGGCUAGGUUUGGGCAAAUCUUCCUUGAUUUGAUUCAUAAUUAUUCCCAAAUCGAACUACAAGAAUACUUGUACAAUUCAGCUUUAUUAGGAUUGGGUUGGGAGCACCAACUAGGAUUGGUGUAUAUGGUGCACCCACCCAAUCCCGUCCUGCCACAUGUCCUGUAAUUAUUAGCAUCCAAAAUUAAAACUAAGAAAUCCUAUUCUCUUUCUUAGUGCGGUGCUGCUUUUGCGCUGCUG
Messenger RNA from Linum tenue, 938 nucleotides. Lineage: Eukaryota; Viridiplantae; Streptophyta; Magnoliopsida; Malpighiales; Linaceae. The record is from the annotation of a GenBank genome assembly.